AUCAUCUACCGUUAUUCGGAGAACAUGUUUUGGUGGUACUCAGUGGUUUGUGAGACGUUUGUCAGAAAAGUUUGAAGAUAAAUUACUAAGCGCUGAUUCAUACUACUCGAGUACUAAUCCACGUGUAAUUGUCAAUUUGUACAUAACGAAAUUCCAACAAAAAAAGGACGAAAAAAAAUCAAAAUCUGAUUGUUACUGAAUCAAAUUAAAAACAUUAUUUGGUUUCGGGAUGACAUUCAUUUUUGACAAUCAGCUGUCGUUGAAAUAAGCCAAAACUUUUUUCCGCUGCAUUUACUGAACAGACCCUCGAUUCAAAGGUGUCAAAUACAACGUGCGAUAGAAAUACAAAUCUAGCAAACAAUAUGAUUGUGAAAUUCGUUUUAAGAUUUUAAAUAGACUUUUCAUUUAAUUUGUAAAAUAAAAUGGGACAACUUGAAUGUUGAAUUGGUUUUGAAUUUAUGGAGCCGUAGAGUGAACAUGAUAAACUACUGCAAUAAGUUGAUUUUAGCGCCGAUGGUGCGAGGAAGCAGGCUUCCAACCAGACUAUUGGCAUUGAAAUAUGGAGCGGAUUUAGUUUAUACCGACGAAUUAAUCGAUCUCAGCUUGCUGAUGUCCAAGAGGAAGGUUAAUGAAAUUCUCGGCACAGUGGAUUUUGUAAAUGAAGCGAAUGGAUACUGUACGUUUCGAACGAGUCCUGAAGAAAAAGACCGACUGAUUUUCCAAAUGGGAACAGCAAAUGCAGAGAGAGCGGUUGCCCUGGCAAAAAUGGUACAGAAUGACGUCUCAGCCAUCGAUGUAAAUAUGGGCUGUCCAAAACCAUACAGUACCGACUUUGGAAUGGGCGCUAAACUACUGUUAAAUCCAGACAAUGCUAAGAAUAUUCUCACACAAUUAGUGAAAAAUAUUCCGCUUCCCAUCACAUGCAAAAUUAGAGUAUUCAACAAUAUUGAGGAAUCGAUCAAGUUGGCAAAAGAGUUUGAAAGUACCGGUAUUAGUGCGAUAGCAGUUCAUGGAAGGACCAAAUCGCAAAAAUCGAGUGAACCAGUGAAUAAAGAUGCUAUUCGACAAAUUGCUGCAGAAUUGAAAAUUCCAGUCAUUGCAAACGGUGGAUCAGAUGACAUUGAAUCCUACGAAGACAUUGAAAAGUUUCGAUCUGACUGUGGUGCAUCGAGUGUGAUGAUUGCGAGAGGAGCUCAGAAAAAUGUUAGCAUUUUUCGCAAAGAAGGAUUGCUAUCAAUCGAUGAUGUGGCUCAUGACUAUUUGAAAUACUGUGUCGAUUAUGAUAAUUCGGUAGCAAACACGAAAUACGUGCUAGGCAAAAUGUACAACUUAAAUGAUGAUAAACUACAGAAGAAGAAAUUCGGACGAGAGGUCGAAGAUGCAGAAAAACUUGAGCAAAUAUGUCGACCUUGGAGAUUGAGAGAAUAUUGCCGAAAAGUGCACGGAGAAUACGAAGCCAAAGGACUCGUGCAUUUGCCAUGCUCUCCAAAAACACGAUUGGAAGAUAUGCCAACCGAAAUUCUUGAUUUUCGAAAACGAAUGUACGAAGAUCAAAACAUUACAUUCACUCUGAUGCGAUUCCAAAGAAAAUAUUUCGGAUUGGAAACCCUUCCAAAAGUGUUGAUUUAUGGCUAUGCUGGACGAAACAAAUUACCGAUACCAACCUACGAAACGAAACGUGAAGAUCGUCUCUUCUAUUCGAUUGUCACUUUUAAUGGGCAAAAGUUUGCUUCAUUGAUUUGGGAUCGAGAGAAAAAGUUUGCCGAACAAGCGGCCGCUCUUGUCGUCUGUCAUCAUUUAGGCUUAUUUGAAGAACAUUUUCUGAUUGUAAUUGGUUGUUUAUUGGACAAAUUGCCGGACGAUCAAGUACAACUGCUGAGAGCUGAUUCGUAUUAGUUAGAAAUAUAAUGAAAGAGUAAAAUAAAUUUGUUCAUAUUUUUUACGAUAAUAAUAUCGAUUCAAUUGAAAACAAAAUAAAA
Messenger RNA from Sitodiplosis mosellana (orange wheat blossom midge), 1979 nucleotides. Its product is annotated as tRNA-dihydrouridine(20) synthase [NAD(P)+]-like. The record is from RefSeq and is a predicted model, not a curated record. Gene Ontology annotation, molecular function: flavin adenine dinucleotide binding; tRNA binding; tRNA dihydrouridine synthase activity. The transcript has 6 exons. Gene Ontology annotation, biological process: tRNA dihydrouridine synthesis. Lineage: Eukaryota; Metazoa; Arthropoda; Insecta; Diptera; Cecidomyiidae. The coding region runs from base 478 to 1896 and encodes 472 amino acids. Gene Ontology annotation, cellular component: cytoplasm.